AUGCUGAUUGAUCAACAUGGUCAAAUUGCGCCGUAUCAUGAACGACUUACAUAUGUGCCAGAUCGUGACUGUAAAGCAAAGUAUAAUCUUUACUUACUCUAUCCCGACCGACCGAAAUCGCCAGCACAGAGUUAUUCCAUUCGCAUCGAUAUCUAUGAAAAAACUCAGUUGAUCUAUUGGGCCAGUUGGUACUUACCAAUUCCUUUCUACUUCUUACCUGUUAAUCGAAUUGCUACCCAACUAAUCAUUCCCGAAUCACCCAAUCAUGAAUCGUGUGCUAUAUCCUGUGGCGAUCAUGGCCAAUGUGUGAAGUACGUCAAUGAAAGAUUAAUGUCUUUCUGUUUAUGUGAUGAAGGAUAUUCUGGUUCUUAUUGUAAUGUUAAAACUGAAUGUAAAUGUGCCAAUCAAUCACUCUGCUUGACUUCGACGAUAUGCGUUUGUCCAUUGCAUAGAUUCGGUUCUUAUUGUCAAAUGACCCGUUCGAUUUGUCAAUUGGAGCACAAUUCAUGUGAAUACAAUGGUCUGUGCGUUCCGACGGACGAUCGCAUUGAUUUAAAAGGAUUUACUUGUUUUUGUCAGGAAGAUCACUCAGGAGAACGAUGUGAAAGGAAAAUCAAUCGAAUCGAUAUACGUGUCAAUGAAGAAAUCCGAUCGCGAACUUCAUUGCUAUUAAUACAUUUCAUCACCGCAUUCGAUCGUUCUGAGCACGAACGUGGAACUCUAUUGAAGAAAGUUGCUUAUGAUCAAAAAAUGAUAACCGUGUAUAUUGCACAACCAUUUCAUUUACUUUUCGUCCAAAUACCUAAGCAAGAUUAUUAUUUAACAAUCUUUCGUGAAAAACUUACAUACUCGUCAUAUAUUCAAACGGAAAUUCAAUCGAAAAAGCGUUGUUCUUCCAUAAAUCAACUUCUUAACGAUACUGUUCGACAAUACGAAUAUUUGCAACGAGUUAAAUACUAUCCCUUGUUAUGUCGAAAGAAUAUCGAGUUAGCCUGUUUUUAUGAUGAUAAUGUUAUGUGUAUAUGCGAUCAGGAUCGCUUUUCCAAUUGUUUUCUAUUCAAUCAUACACUGAAUGAUGAUUGUCAGGGUUAUAACUAUUGUGAAAAUCGAGGCCGAUGCUUUCAAAACAAUGCUUCAUGUCCGACCAAAUAUACGUGUAUCUGUCGCGAUUGCUAUUACGGCGCUAAAUGUCAAUUUUCUACGGAAGGCUUUCUUUUCACACUCGACACAAUUCUUGCCUUUCAUAUCAGACCGAAUCGUCCACUAAAUCAGCAAACACGACCGAUUCAAGUCAGUAUUUCCAUCAGCGUGAUUUUUUUAGUUCUUGGGUUGUCCAAUGGUUUAUUGUCAUUUGUCACGCUUCGUCGAGCCCAAGUCAAACGAAUCGGAACGGGUCAUUAUCUUUUCUAUUCGUCGAUUGUCGCAACGUUUACAAUAUUAACUUUAACAUACAAAUUCUGGCUGUUGAUUUUGACUCAAAUGUCCGUGAUGACCAAUCGAUCGUUACUUUAUUUUAAUUGUGUGACCGUCGAUGUUACUCUUCGAAUUCUGCUCACAACAAGUGAGUGGCUAAAUUCAUGUGUAUCGGUGGAAAGAAUGGUUAGUAUCGUUAUGGGCGUUCGCUUUCAACGGAAAACGAGUGUCAGAUUUGCCAAACGAGUCAUCAUCAUGAUGUUCGUUUUCAUCAUAGCCACACAUAUCCACGAACCGUUCCGUCGACAACUGAUUGAUGAUUAUGAUAUCGACGAGCAUCGAAUUUGGUGUUUUGUGCGAUAUUUACCAUGGAUGCAAAAAUAUAACUCGUACAUGACUAUCUUUCAUUUUCUUACACCAUUUCUAAUCAAUAUUUCGUGUUCGCUUUGGAUUAUUAUCAAAUUAGCCUACAGACGAAGUCAUAAAGAACGCUCUCGAACGCUGAAAUAUCAUUUGAGAGUUCAAAUUCAACACCAUCAACAUCUUUUAUAUUCGCCAUUUAUCUUAAUUGUAUUGAGUUUGCCUCGUCUAGUUAUUUCAUUUACAAGCGGCUGUAUGAGAUCAACCAAGCAACCGUGGUUAUACUUGGCUGGCUACUUUCUUUCAUUCGUUCCGUCAAUGUCAAUAUUUAUUGUUUUUGUAAUGCCAUCAAAAGCUUACAAGACAGAGUUUUACGCAGUUACCGAACAUUUUUUGAGAAAAUUUCGCUCAGCCCGGUAA
Messenger RNA from Adineta ricciae, 2193 nucleotides. NCBI's taxonomy places the organism in Eukaryota, Metazoa, Rotifera, Eurotatoria, Adinetida, Adinetidae. The record is from the annotation of a GenBank genome assembly.